Coturnix japonica (Japanese quail) is the source of this 1433-nucleotide messenger RNA. The record is from RefSeq and is a predicted model, not a curated record. Lineage: Eukaryota; Metazoa; Chordata; Aves; Galliformes; Phasianidae.
AUGCCGGGUUCCAGCAGGGCUGUGUCCAGCACCGGGCCCCUGACUGUGCGCUGGCUGCAAGAGCCGCCCAGUGCCCUCCUUCUUGGGUGCCCUCAGCCCUGUGAGGUUUGCACGCAGAGGACGAAGCCCAGCAGUGAUGGGACAGACACUCUGCACGUGGUUGCGGUCGACGCGCACGGCGUUAUCCCUGCAUCCACGGCCUGCAACCCUGCCCCUCAGCUGUCACAGCUGGCACAGAGCAGCCCCUGGGACAGCCCCGGGGGCACCUGGCCCUGCAAGGCGCUCACUGCUGUUACUCUCUCCUCUCCAGCAUGCGUGCUCUGUGGCCUAGUGGAUGAGGACUCGGGCAUCCUCGGCCGCAGACAGAGGAUUCGUAGAUUGUAUUUCCAUGAGUUUUGUGCGAGAUUUGCCAACGGUCUUUGUGAACACGUGCAAGAUAACAACGAGGCACGUUUUUGUUUUCAAGACCUGACACGCACAGUGUGGGAGGCAGAGCAGACGCUCUGCUUCGUCUGUGGCGGUUCGGGGGCCAGCAUCACCUGCGCAGAGCCGGGAUGUGAGCGGAGCUUCCAUCUCCCCUGCGCCUAUGAGGGUCAAUGUGUCACCCAAUACUUUGGAGAGUUCAGGUCCUUCUGCUGGGAGCACCGCCCGCAGCAGGCAGCGCAGGCAGCACCGGAGGCGGACACGACCUGCAUCAUCUGCAUGGAGCCCGUAGGUGACAGCACGUCGUACAGCACCAUGGUGUGCCCAGCCUGCCAAUGCGCCUGGUUCCACCGGGUCUGCAUCCAGAGAAUGGCCCUGAGCUCUGGGCUUGAAUUCCUGUGUCCCUACUGUAGAGACAGCCAAAAAUUUCAUCAAGACAUGCUGACUGUGGGGAUCCAAAUCCCAAACAGGUUGGUGUCUUUCAGCCAGCUCUUGAGGUGUGAGGGCACAAGAGCUGUGCCCGCCCAAGGACUGCCCCGGCAGGCCUGGCCCUUGGCAGCCAUUAACAUGGGCCUCAGCGCCAUUGGGAAGCUGGAACCAGGGAUAAGGUGGAUGGGGGUGGAUGGAUUUCAUGGGUUACUUUUAGUCCUGGGCCAGUGAGUGCUCAUCACAUUCCCUCCCUUCUCUGGCAGCAUUUCAUUAUGGUGGGAAAACAACGCCUAUGAAGGACUGGCAGUUUGGCACCGACGCUGCCAUGCCAGUGACUGCCUUCAUCCCCAUGGCAGAGCACAGUCAGGAGAGGGGCCCUGGCAGCUGCUCCUCUGCAGCUCCUGUGCUGCACGAGGCACACACCGGCGUUGUUCCCUAUUGAGUAACGGCACAACCAGCUGGGAGUGCAACGCCUGUGCUGGAGAGGGCACCGCCUCCAGCACCAGCUCAGCUCUUGCUGGCCUCAGCACCACCAGCCAGCAGGGACUGCAGCCACCCCGAGGCUCCACAAUACCAGAGAG